Messenger RNA from Rosa rugosa (rugosa rose), 1942 nucleotides. RefSeq names its product CRIB domain-containing protein RIC6. The coding region runs from base 1008 to 1673 and encodes 221 amino acids. The transcript is spliced from 5 exons. The record is from RefSeq and is a predicted model, not a curated record. NCBI's taxonomy places the organism in Eukaryota, Viridiplantae, Streptophyta, Magnoliopsida, Rosales, Rosaceae.
AUUUUGCCAUGGUUGUUGUGUAUGGUAGUUCUAUUUACAUGGUCAGUUGCUUUUUGUUAGCUUAAUACGCCGGAUGAGGUUCAGGUUCAAAUUGCUCCUUCUCAAAGUCAGGUUAAUUGCACAGGCUUUCAAAAAUAGAAAAAACAAUUGCAGUGAGACACACAGACUCCCUGAGGUUUUACAGCCAUUAUCGUGGAACCUCUUUGGUUAGAAAGCCAUCCAUAACUUCCUAUGUACACUCAUCAACUUGAUUGGAAAUUAAAAGAAGUUUGCAGUCGUAAUGUAUAGAAUUUUUUUAUCGAGGCCUAAAUGGUUCAAUAACAUUUCUCUCCACAAUGACGGAUAAGUUCCCGUGUCUAAACCUCUUAAAAUAAAUAACUAUACAACCCAUUACACUGUAACAAUCUUUUUAUCUGAAUUUAGAUAAUUAGUAUAAAGGAGGCGGAUGUGGUCAUGACUCAUGUGACAACUGCCACACAAUUGUUUUCCCCAACCGUUUUUGGCGCGCAAUCACUGAAAAACCGUUAAACCCAAAUUUAGCCUGAUGUCUUGGCCAUUUCUAGAUCUCUCUCUCUACUUUCCCACCCGAAAAUCUGGUGAGCUACAGGUUUUGAUUGAGUGGCCACCGGAAACGAGCACUUCGUCUCCACAGCCCGGCCACCCAACAAAACCUAUGCUCUCAUUUCCUAAAUUCAUAUGAUUUUUUAGGAUUUCCCAAAACACCAACCCACAACAACUGCAGAUCUGCAUUCCUAAUUGCUUACAUCGUAUGACAUGGGAUGAGUCGAUCGCAGUUGGAUAAUAUGGGUCAGCUUGGGGUCACAUAUCAUGGUGUGUGUUUGACAUUGGAAUUCGGAGUGAUGAUUAUAUCAUGCUGAUGCGCCUUUAUCUGAUCAACCUUUCCUUCUGAAGUUCAGAGGCAUCAUCUCAACGCUCGCGCACACCAGCAAAUUUUCCCAGCUGAAGUAGGUUUCUCUGCAUGUACUAAGUCAAGCACUUGAGCCAAAAUGGCCACAAAGGUGAAGGGUCUGUUGAAAGGCCUGAGGUACAUUACACAGAUAUUCGAGGAAAAGGAUCAAGAAAUACAAAUUGGCUUUCCCACAGAUGUAAAGCAUGUUGCACAUAUUGGAUGGGAUGGUCCAUCUGCAAAUAGUACUCCCACCUGGAUGAGCGAGUUCAAAUCUCCUCAAGAAUCUGCAGGGCAACUUGCUGUUAAAGAAUUGUCCGCAAAAGAUAUAAAUAAAACAGGACUUUCUAUUGCCCAAUCAAUGGCACACCUGAACGAAAUUCCAAAGUCUACAUGUUCCCCAUCCAAGAAGAGCUCUGAUGGAAAAAGCAAAAAGAGUUCUAGGCGCCAUUGCUCAGCGGAAGCCAGUGGAGUGGAGUCCCCAGCACGAGAAGGUAGUAGCCGGAAUUCAAGAAGAAGCCGCAACUCUAAUAAUAGUCUUGGCUCCGAGUCCCCCUCACAUGACCCACCUGGGCUCCCAAAACUCCGGAAGAAAAAGGGUUCCACUGAUGGAGGAUCAACAAAAUCAUCAAGAAAGCCACGAUCUAAAGGCCAGAAUUCAUUAACUGAUAUGUCACUUGAAGGUUCUGAGAAUGGUAGUCCAAUGCACACGGCUUUUGCACGAGAGAAGGGUUCUGAGGUAAUUCCAGCAGGAAUUCAUAUUUAACCAAAUGAAGAAAUGGAGGUCUUAACAUCAGAUCCCUCUUAACUGAUGAAGGUCUGACUUGACUUGUACUGGUUUCCUUCAUUCUGUUAUUUUUCAAUUUUUCCUUUUCACAUUGAUAGCUGUGAUUUGCAAAGCUCCAAAUGAGAUUUGAUUAAUUGUUAUCCAGUUUGUACAUUAAAAAAGAAAAUGAUGAGUUGCAAUUGUAAUUUACAGCAGCCUUGUUUUGGAUCACUCUGUCACUCAAUCAAAGUAUCUUUGUUAUACCAUCA